Molecule: messenger RNA, 1050 nt
Organism: Hymenoscyphus albidus
Lineage: Eukaryota; Fungi; Ascomycota; Leotiomycetes; Helotiales; Helotiaceae
Source: the annotation of a GenBank genome assembly
AUGGACGCAGAGGUGAUAUUGCCUGUAACUAUCUUAGAGUCUGAUAGACGUACGUUUAUUGACUUAUCUUUGAAGCAGUGUGUCACUCAGGAGCAGGAAUUGAGCGAUAUUGACACCGACCCCUCAUGGCUAGUCCAGCCCCAAGCAGGAAACACAGAUCGAACGACAGAUCAAACCGACGAAACACCUCAAUUCAAAUUCUUCCCAGACCUGCCCAUCGAACUCCGACUAGCGAUCUUUGAGCUCCUCCUCCCCGCGCCACGACAAUUCAAUCUCUCAAAUGCCCUCCUCCAUCUCCGUCUCAAUACUCUGAACUGGCUCAACUUCUUCAAAAAGGCUCCAGUCACGAAUUACAUAAACAGAGAGAGCAGAGAGUUCACAGCCAUGUACUACGACACACACGUGUUGACAAAAGCCCCGCGAGAUUACGCAUAUGUAUGGUUCAGUCCUCGAAGAGAUACGAUCCGACUCCACACCGCAGAGCUCUUGAAAACAAGCCCCCCAAACAGGUGUCUGGACAAGGAGAUCCUAGAAUGGAGCCGGUCAUUUGGAAACCACAUGUUCCUAAAUUCCCUCUUCUCAUGCGUCACCAAGCUAGAAUACUCACUCAUUCCCGAGGAUUUGAUAACCAAAUUUGGAGAAUGGGGCGAAGACGGAAACACUCUCAAAAAGAAGGCAACAAAGAUUGGGAAACACCUGAUUCAAAACUUGGAUCGUUACCGAUUGCUUCCUCAUCUUGAGAACCUCGAAUACAUUACCGUCGUCCUCAAUACACCACUGUUCUUUGAUCAAGAUCCAAAGUAUGGAGUAUACAUGCAUAUGCUUGAAGUGUAUGCCAUGCUAGUGUAUUUCGCUUGUUCUUUGCUGCGUAAUCGCGGUUAUCGAUAUUUUAUGCCACAGAUUGCGUACGGGGAAAGGGAGGUGGGGCCUGGAGGUCAUUUUCAUGGGGAGAUGAACAAGUGUUGGAUAUUGAAGGAUGGUUUGUUUGACGGAAAGGCUGAUACUGCUAAUACAGCGCCUGGCUUUGACUUUAAAGUACGUCAAAAAUGA